UCGCCGUAGAAGUUGGGGUUGAACUGCGGUUGUUAGGUGGUGGUAGCCUGGAGAUGGUGGGGUAAAGCCUGCCAUGAUAGAAAACGUGCCACUUAAGCUGAAAUACAGUAGCGGUUGGGUCACUGUAGCUUUCACUGUAGCUGGAAGAGGGCGCAAGGUAUGAGGGAGUUCGGUGGCAGAUCGUCAAAGUGAUCGAUAGGCGAUGACGAACGGCAGGUGACGGUACGGCUGCCUUAUCGAUCCAGUCGCGCAAGCGCGUGAAAGCCCAAGCUUAAGCUCCAGACGUCACGGCCAUUCCUCAGAUUUAGACCACCGAAUCCAAAAAUAUAUUGCUAGACUUCCCCGAUGGCGAGUUCCAGCGGGAGAUAUAACCCUGCGCGGCCAAAGCGCGACGGCGACCACUUCACACGCACGCACCAUCUGGAUGCUGGCGAGCCUUCGACGAAGAAGCCUCGAUUCGACCCACGUAACCCCUCCACGCUCGUGCAAGAUGCAGAUGAAGAGGAGGACCCUGCACUAGAAGCAGAUGUGAUCGGCAAAGGCGCUGGUAUCAAGCGCAAUGCAGUCAAUAUCGACGGCUACGACUCUGACAGCUCUACUGAGAACUUCGAUGCGCGCGCAGAGGCCAAGAGCAAGAAAGUCGCACCAUCAGAAGAGGAUGAUGACGAUAUGUUCGCCGAGGAUGACAAGAAUAAUGAGGAAGACGAGGAUACCCGCAGAGAUCAGACAAAGAAGAAGCAACUCAGGUUUUUGGAUAACGAAGAGAUCGAAGGACAAGAGGCUGAUAGCAAAGCUGGAGGUCAUGUCGCGGUAGACUUCACCAGCAAAGGCAAGGACACAGUAGAUGUUGAGAGUAGCAGUGAGAGUGGCGAUGACGAGGCGCGCGACCGCAUUGAUUCAGACAUCGACGAGGAGGUCGGAGCUGGCGGCAAGAAGAAACAUGCGCCUAAGCUCGAUGCCUUCAACAUGCGAGAAGAGCAAGAAGAGGGCCGUUUUGACGAGGCCGGCAAUUUUGUGCGCAAGGCCUACGAUCCAGAAGCGGCUCAAGAUUCAUGGCUGGAAGGCAUAUCGAAGAAAGACAUGAAGCGAGCCAAGGAGGCGCAAGAUAUGAGGGACGCAGAGCAGAAAGCACGCGAGCGAGCAGAGGACGCCAUCACUACCAGUGAUGUGCUUUCUAGUCUCAUUGCACGAUUGGACGUGGGCGAAACACCCAUGGAGGCUUUAGUGCGCUAUGGCAAGGCGGCGCCUAGGAAACAGAAGCCUAGCCACAGCAAGAAGAAGAAGGGGCAGGAUAUGGAGGUCGACGAGGAUCCCGCACAAGCGGCCGCGAUGGCUAAGGCGAAGGAGGCCAUUGAUACCAUCACCGAAUGCGCGAGCCGCCUUGAAGACCGAGGUAUGGAGGAUAUCUACGAGCUGGAGCGUGAAAUGAUAAUGCGGCUGUACAAGCGGGACACCGGGGAGGACUGGAAGAAUCCACACCCAGAAGUCGCGCAGUGGGAGUUCCACUGGCUCACUGCGCCAGAAGGAGACAUCAACGGGCCCUACGACCAGGCUACUAUGCAAGCUUGGGAAGCAGCAGGCCAGUUUGCUGCUGGUGCUGAGUUCCGUAAAGUCGGCGAGACUGAGUGGUCGCGACUCCUGGAUUUUGACGAUUGAGAACAUAGCCACGUCCUUUGGAAAGGUGCUUCAGCACCUUCACGCUUCACAUGCCACGACGAUGUCAGUCGAUCAAAACAACAAACCCACGCCAC
Messenger RNA from Didymella exigua CBS 183.55, 1751 nucleotides. RefSeq lists its product as uncharacterized. Gene Ontology annotation, cellular component: U5 snRNP. Gene Ontology annotation, molecular function: protein binding. Bases 346 to 1656 code for a protein of 436 amino acids. The transcript has a single exon. NCBI's taxonomy places the organism in Eukaryota, Fungi, Ascomycota, Dothideomycetes, Pleosporales, Didymellaceae. The record is from RefSeq and is a predicted model, not a curated record.